UUGGGGUCCGUGUUGUGGGUUGUGGGUACCUAUGUACCUAUUGUGGUUUCUCUUUCCCUUUUUUUUUUACUGCAAAAGGUCUUGGCAAAACGGGUCUUUCCUAAUUGGGAAUAUUUAGUCCACUUAACGCGUCCUGGAAGCGCGUCGCGUCUGAAAUAUCGAGUACCUAGUGGCUCCUCGCGUCUUUUGUUACGCGUGGGUCUCCCUAUGGGGCUUGAGCCUCCUGUCAUAAUAAUACUUUCUUCUCAACUUCAAUUGUCAAUGCACGGGUUCUACUAUUCUUUUAUUAUCCUCUUAUCACAAUUUUCAUCAUCGAGAAUUCAUACGUACUUCAUACUCAACCUUCCAUUUAUGUUGUACAAUACUCAAUUCUUACCUUAUUGACAUAGAGAGAACCAAUUGCAUUCGUCUCCGUAGCUUCUCGCUGUGCCUUCUCUAAUAACUCAGCUAAAGGAAAGAAGAAAGAAAGUAAACAAUUGCAACGACCUUCGACAAAACAGAUUUCGUCAUGGCUGGUCCUGCUAUCAAGCAGCAACGCCUGAGGGCGUCGUUGACCAAAGCAAAGACCCCGACUGGCAAGCAGCACGCAUCGUCGAACAUCAGCAGCUUCACCCGGGUGUCAAAAACACCCACCAAGACCGACAUUAAAAAGGACAAUGCUCUUACCCUGACACCCAAGACCGCCACUCUGGAGGCACUCACACCUGCUUCCCGAAAGAGAAAGGUGGUUCAGAGCAUCGAAGAGGACUCAGCUGAUGAGAUGCCGGCUAAGCUCUCACUUCCUGCCAUCAAAUCAGCGAAGGUCACGACUCCUACCAAACCUACCCGUGGUCGUCCGUCGAAGAAGGUCCAACCAGAGCCAACACCAAAGAAGCGGGUACGGAGCCCCAGUGAAUCUGACUCGGAUGAAUCGGCCAUAAACGCCGGUGCUCUAUUCAAGAGACUCCGUCUGGAAUCAUCCCCAUCUCGCUGCUCAUCUCCUCUUACCGCCGACACACCGAUCACCGUCUACUCAGAGACCGACGAGGAUAGCGAUGUCACCACGCCAAAGGCCAGCCGACUUCCCGAUGAGGUCCUGGCUCUCCUCGACCUGCACGCUGCCCUCCUUAAGACUCUCACAUUGCACUACGCACAUAACGGGUACCGCGUUCCCGUCGACCUGCGCGUCUUAUGCCCCAAUGUCGCACGCGCAUGGGGCAAGAAGAAGGUCACCGACGGGGACAUCCGCAUCUGCCUCGGCGUCCUCACUCUCACAUCAAAGGAUAACCCGCUCUUCUCGCUCUUCAACUAUGGACGCGGCAAAAUCUGCCUCGAGAUCGACGCGAAGCAACAGCGCGGCGGCCGCCCCCUCGAGGAAGACAAGCUAAACAGCGUGUUCCGCGAGAACCUACUCUCUCUCUGGACCCAAUUCGCCACAAGCGGCCAAGCGAACCCGAGCCCCACGACCUUCAUCCUCGCACUCCCCAAAGCGCCCGUCACCCUCUGCGACUCCGUCGCCAAGGCGGCCCCCGUGCUCGCGAAGGGCCAGAAGCGCCUCGAGGAGUUGAAAUUCGGCAUGGCCAAAAAGAAGCAGGAGAAAGAAACCAAGGUCCAGCAGAAGAAGAAGCAGCCAACGCAACAACAACAACCUGGCGCCGGAAACGAUACCCCCGCUCCCAACGCGACUAAUGCGAGCGCACCUAAGAUAAGCCUGCUCGACCGCAUCCGCCUCAAGUCUCUGCAGAAAGCGGCCGCGCCGCCAGGCCUCUCGCAAGCAGACAUCGAGCGCCGGGCCGCGCUGCAGCGCGCGCCCGAGGUCGCCGCGUGCCUGGCCAUGCUGAGCCGCGCGGGCGGGCAGGGCGGCAGCAGGGUGUCGUUUUCGAUGGCGGCGACGCUGGAGAAGCUCAAGGACUCGUUCCGCAUGGGCAUCUCGAAGGAGGAAGGGGCUGCGUGCGUCAGGCUGCUCGCGGGCGAGGUGGCGCCGGAGUGGGUGCGUGUCGUUACGAUUGGGGGGAGGGAGAAUGUGGUGUUGGAGGUGGAUAGGCAGUUGAGUAAGGGGGAUGUGGAGGGGAGGGUUAGGAGGAUUUUGGGGUGAGUGAUGGGGUAUGUUGCGCUUGAGUUGUUGAUGGGUGGAUGUGAUAAUGAGGAGGUGAUGGGUGGUGUUGGGCUACUUCUGUUUGUUUUUACGCCUGCAUUGCGUUGCGUUGCGAUUGCAUUUCUACUGCUGCUGAGAUGGGGAUAUACCACUUAACCGAACGACGAAGGGAUAGACUGAUCGAGGAAGCAUUGCAUUUGUUACCACGGUGAAUUACAUAGGACAACCAAGAGACUCGAAAUACGGGUCUAAUAUACAGAAAUUUAUAUCCUAAAAGAGCAUCGAAGAGUUGUACUUGUACGUGAUAUGAUGGAUGUG
Messenger RNA from Annulohypoxylon truncatum, 2392 nucleotides. RefSeq lists its product as uncharacterized. Bases 509 to 2074 code for a protein of 521 amino acids. The transcript has a single exon. Lineage: Eukaryota; Fungi; Ascomycota; Sordariomycetes; Xylariales; Hypoxylaceae. The record is from RefSeq and is a predicted model, not a curated record.